AUGGACCAGAGUGGAAUCACCCCGAAUACUUCCAAUCAGCAACUUGUUGCUAAUAGUGAUAGUAAUUCGGCAACAGCGCUUCUGCAUGAGAAGCAGACUAGAAGAAGAGAUACUUUUCGUGAUAUCCCGUUUAUCGAAUUCAUGACUGUCGGUAUACUAUGUUUUAUCAACCUCAUCAAUUACAUGGACAGGUUCACCCUGGCCGGUGUCCUGGGAGAUGUAAAAGACGAGUUUAAAAUCGGCGACGACCUCGCCGGCUUACUACAGACAGUUUUUAUCGUAGCCUACAUGGUAUUUGCCCCACUGUUCGGAUACCUCGGCGACAGAUACUCGAGGCGCAUUAUCAUGGCCUUUGGAGUUGCUUUAUGGAGUAUGACCACUUUAGCAGGCUCCUUUGCAGCCGACUAUACCCUGUUCGCUGUUUUCCGCGGUAUGGUGGGCAUUGGGGAAGCGUCUUACUCGACAAUUGCACCAACAAUUAUCAGCGAUUUGUUUGUCGGCAAUGUGCGAUCUAAGAUGUUAGCUGUAUUCUACUUUGCCAUACCCGUUGGCAGCGGCCUUGGAUACAUAGUCGGGUCUGUAGCCGGUGCUGCAGCAGGAGAUUGGCGGUAUGGUUUGCGAAUAACGCCUAUUCUGGGUGUAAUCGCCGUUGUACUUAUCAUAUGGGUCUUGCAAGACCCUCCUCGGGGAAUGGCCGAACAUAGCCAUAUGCAGCCAACGUCAUACAAGCAAGAUAUACGAUCCCUCCUUAGGAACCCAUCAUUCGUACUGACGACGAUUGCAUUUACUUGCGUUGCCUUUGUGGCAGGCGCUUUGGCCUGGUGGGGACCGCAAUUCAUCUACGUAGGAUUGUCUAUGCAACCGGACUCAAAUAUAACCAUUGAAAGCGUCUCGUACAAGUUCGGGCUGUUGGGCAUGUUCGCGGGCUCGCUGGGCGUGCCGCUGGGCGCGGCGAUCUCGCAGCGCCUGCGCGAGCGAGUUCCGGACAGCGACCCGCUCAUCUGCGGGUUCGCGCUGCUCGCCUCCGCCCCGCUUGUCUACUUCGCGCUCAUCUCCGUCUCUUCCUACGUUGGCCUCACAUACUUUUUUAUGUUUGUCGGCAUGACCACUCUCAACCUCACCUGGUCGAUUGUUGCCGAUAUUGUAUUGUACGUGGUGAUUCCACCACGGCGGUCUACAGCCGAAGCUUUCCAAAUUUUAAUUUCGCACAUGUUUGGAGAUGCUGGAAGCCCUUACUUAGUAGGAGUUAUCUCGGAAAAUUUAAAGAGAACACUAUCACCUAGGCAAGCACCUACCCCUCAAAUUGAUUUUAGUUCACUGCAGUAUGCUUUAUUUGUUACCUGUUUUAUUGAAGUCAUUGGUGGUGUAUUCUUUUUGAUUGCGGCUUUUUACAUAGUCAAGGAUAAAUUACAAGCGGACAGAGCUAUUGCUGAGGCAGACGGACACAGUUCAGAGCCAUCACACAGUACAGCCCAUGAAGAUGUCGAGGGAGAAUAG
This is a messenger RNA of Arctia plantaginis, 1497 nucleotides long. Lineage: Eukaryota; Metazoa; Arthropoda; Insecta; Lepidoptera; Erebidae. The record is from the annotation of a GenBank genome assembly.